Rhododendron vialii is the source of this 2008-nucleotide messenger RNA. RefSeq names its product calcium-dependent protein kinase 24-like. Lineage: Eukaryota; Viridiplantae; Streptophyta; Magnoliopsida; Ericales; Ericaceae. Gene Ontology annotation, cellular component: cytoplasm; nucleus. Gene Ontology annotation, biological process: protein autophosphorylation; peptidyl-serine phosphorylation; intracellular signal transduction. The transcript is spliced from 9 exons. The coding region runs from base 224 to 1819 and encodes 531 amino acids. The record is from RefSeq and is a predicted model, not a curated record. Gene Ontology annotation, molecular function: ATP binding; calcium/calmodulin-dependent protein kinase activity; calcium-dependent protein serine/threonine kinase activity.
AUAGGAGAGGGGAUGGCAUUUUUAAAACCAGACCCUAAAUAGGCGGAGCAUGUGAGAAAGCCUUAUAACAUAUCUUUCCAAUUGUAUUUUUGAAGCUCUUGUUACCAGAAACUCCUCCAUGGCCUCCUUUUGAUAUUCGUUAGGUCUUCCCAUUCUGAUUUCUGUUUUGUUCCCAUGGGAUAUGUGUUAACGAGAAAGGAAAAAAUCCAUUGAUCAUAUUCCCAUGGGGGCCUGCGUAUCCGUGGGUGGAACCAUAUUGAGGAAAACCAGAGAAAUCAAAGCAGUGCCAUUGCAAGAUUAUAAUUGCCAUGAGGCAAACCAAAAUCCAAAAUUCAGAACCCCAACUUUGCGUCCCUCGCGCGUAAUCACCAUCCUCUCAGAUCCGUCUGGGAAGGACGUCUUCAAGCGGUACCGGUUUGGGAAAGAGUUAGGGAGGGGAGAGUUCGGGAUCACCUACCAUUGCUACGAUGACUUCACGGGAGAGCUCGUCGCGUGCAAGAAGAUAUCAAAGAGAAAGUUGAAGACGGAGAUCGACAUCGAUGAUGUCCAGAGGGAGGUGGAGAUAAUGAGGAAUUUGCCAUCCCACCCAAACAUUGUCAAGUACAAGGAUGUUUAUGAGGACAGGGAGGCUGUUUAUCUUGUGAUGGAGCUUUGCCAAGGGGGUGAACUCUUUGAUAGGAUUGUCGCAAGAGGGCAUUAUACUGAGAGAGGGGCUGCAACCACCACCAGGACUAUUUUGGAGGUCGUCAAGGUAUGCCAUGAACAUGGAGUAAUACAUAGGGACUUAAAACCCGAAAAUUUUCUUUACGGAGAUGAUAGUGAAAGUGCUCCACUGAAGGCCAUUGAUUUUGGCCUCUCCAUAUUCUUUGAGCCUGGUCAGCGUUUCAGUGAAAUAGUUGGCAGCCCUUAUUACAUGGCUCCAGAAGUCCUUAAACGGAACUACAGUCACGAAGUAGAUGUCUGGAGUGCAGGUGUUAUUCUUUACAUCCUACUAUGUGGUGUUCCCCCUUUCUGGGCAGAUACUGAAGAGGGAAUAGCACAGGCAAUCAUACGGAGUAAAAUAGAUUUUGAGAGGGAUCCAUGGCCAAGAGUUUCCAAAGAUGCUAAGGAACUGGUUAAGGGUAUGCUCAACCCUAACCCUUCCAGCCGGAUGACUGUUGAAGAAGCCCUCGGACAUCAGUGGAUUCAGAAUGCUCAUCAAGUCUCUAAUAUUUCUUUGGGAGAAAAUGUCAAGGCAAGAAUCAAGCAAUUCUCGUUGAUGAAUAAGUUCAAGAAGAAAGUCCUCAGGGUGGUAGCAGAUAAUUUGCCAACAGAAAAGGUAGCAGGAAUCAAACAGAUGUUCCAUAUGAUGGACACUGACAAAAAUGGAAACCUAACAUUUGAAGAGCUCAAGCAUGGCCUCCACAAGAUGGGCCAACCUGUUGCCGAUCCUGAUGUCCAGAUGCUGAUGGAUGCUGCUGAUGUCGACGGGAACGGGCUGCUGAAUUGCGAGGAAUUCGUGACGAUGUCGGUUCACCUGAAAAAGAUAGGGGAAGGGGACGACGAGCAACUCCGGCAAGCGUUCCGGUACUUCGACAAGGACGAGAGUGGGUACAUUGAGGUUGAAGAGCUGAGGGAAGGAUUAGUUGAGGACAACCUUGGCCCUAACAAUGAUCAAGUCAUCCGAGACAUCAUUUUUGAUGUUGACUUGGAUAAGGAUGGUCGGAUCAGUUAUCCAGAGUUCGAGGCCAUGAUGACAAGAGGUGUGGAAUGGAGGAUGGCUUCUCGGCAAUACUCGAGAGCAAUGCUCAAGGCUCUAAGCCAAAGAAUGUUCAAAUGAAAAUUAAGUUUCUCUUUUCUUUUCUUUUCUUUUCAAUUUUUGUGGUGUUGUGUGGAUCAAGAACCUCUUGUUCUAUUAAGAGUGCAUUGCUACUUUUCAACUUCUCAUAGGAGGAAUUAUGAUGAAAUUGUGGAUUAAUCGACUCCCAUAGUGAAAGUAAAUAAGAAUGAGUAAGAUAGAAAUGUCUUU